CGCCAACUCUUCCCCUCCUCACCUUCACAAAUUUCCGAAUUCCGCAAUUCAUUGUUGCUUUCACCUCCAUUUGGAUAUGGUGAUCGCUAGAAACCUCUCCGUUGCGAAAUCGAAGCUUAAGCCCCUCUUCUCCCUUUCUCGCUUCUCCCCAUCUCUCCAAAACCAUCAUCCCCUUCCAUCUCCUGCACACCACCACCGUUUCGCCGAAGGAAAGGGCUCCUCCGUCUCCGCUUCUCCAUUUCCCUCGUCGUAUUCCUCUUGUCAUCCUUUCACUUCAGCUGCCGCGGCAAAAUCUCAGAAGCCUUCGUCUUCUUUGCUCCUCUCCCGCGAUGGUAAUGUCGACGAGGCAACUCCUUCCGCCGCCGUUUGCCCUGGCUGCGGCAUCCGUAUGCAGGAUUCAGACGCCAAGCAUCCCGGAUUCUUUGUCAAACCUUCGUCAAGGGAUCCCAGUUAUAAAUCCAGAGGGCGGCUGGUACCAAUAGCGCUAGAGUCGCAAGUCUCCAGUUCCCUGAAAAAGGGUUUUGUUGAAGACUCUGAAAAUCCUCAAACCAGCGCUGCUUCGACCGGGGGAAAAUUCUCCGGUAGGCCUGUUGUGUGCGCCCGCUGUCACUCGUUGAGACACUACGGAAAGGUGAAGGACCCAACUGUGGAGAAUCUGUUGCCAGAAUUCGAUUUCUAUCAUGCUGUAGGAAAGCGUUUGGUUUCAGCCUCAGGGGCCAGGUCAGUAGUUCUAUUAGUCGUGGAUGCUGUUGAUUUUGAUGGGUCAUUUCCGAGGAGGCUUGCGAAGCUUGUGACAGAAGCCAUUGAUGAGAACUACACGAAUUGGAAAGAGGGGAAAUCAGGGAAUGUGCCUAGAGUUGUUCUGGUGAUUACGAAGAUUGAUUUGUUGCCUACUUCUUUAUCGCCCACUCGAUUCGAGCAUUGGGUUAGGCAGAGAGCCAGGGAUGGUGGUGCUGGUGUUAUUAAGAAAGUCCAUUUUGUGAGUGCUGUCAAGGAUUGGGGGUUGAAGGAUUUGGUUGAGGAUGUGAAAGAAUUGGCUGGGGCUAGAGGUCAUGUGUGGACUGUUGGAAUGCAGAAUGCUGGCAAGAGUACUUUGUUGAAUGCGAUGGGGAAGUGUGCUGGUGGUGGAAGUGAAGCAAAGGUUAUUCAUUUAACAGAGGCACCUGUACCAGGAACUACUCUGGGGAUAAUUAGGGUGGAGGGUGUUCUUCCUGGGAAUGCAAAGUUGUUUGACACUCCAGGGCUUCUUAACCCGAAUCAGAUUACAACUCGCUUGACUAGGGAUGAGCAGAAGCUUGUUCAGAUUACUAAGGAGUUGAAACCGAGGACGUACAGAAUUAAGGUUGUAGGUUACUCAGUUCACAUUGGUGGACUUAUGAGGCUAGAUAUUGAAGAAUCAUCGGUGGACUCUAUAUAUGUGACUGUCUGGGGUUCGCCAUAUCUUCCACUACAUAUGGGGAAAACAGAAAAUGCAAGCACUAUGUUUGAAGAACAUUUUGGCCGUCAGUUACAGCCACCAAUUGGGGUAAAACGAGUCCAAGAGCUUGGAAAAUGGGUGAGACAUGAAUUCACCGUAACUGGGAAUAGCUGGGAUUCAAGUUCAGUAGACAUUGCUGCAGCAGGUCUUGGCUGGUUUGCGAUUGGACUAAAAGGAGAUGCAGUCUUAGGUGUUUGGACAUAUGAUGGAAUCGAUGUGGUCCUUAGAAACUCCUUGAUACCUUAUAGAGCAGAGAUUUUUGAAGUUGCAGGGUUUACAGUCUCGAAAAUCGUAUCCAAAGCUGACCAAGAUCUAAAUGAAACCAAGAGGAAACGCAAAGUGCGAGAAGUAGCAGUAGCUGCUGAUGCAGCUUGAUGGAAAGUUGGCGAGGGAAGAAUAUAAACUUAUGUUUGUACAAGCUGGGACUCCUCACCCUAGUGAUGCAGAAGAGGCAUAAGUUAAAUGCAACAAAGGUGUUUCUGGACUGCCCUCGGCACGAUUGAAUGCCCACCACAGCAUACAUCGAUGGGGAUCUUUGUGUUAUGGAACAACAGAAGAGUGAUCUGGGACGCUGUAUUUGAACAGGUGAAAGGAAUUUGAAGUGGGCACCGUCGUGUGUACUGGUUAGUUCUUGUCACCAAAGCUGAAGUGAUUAAAUUUGGUUAGCUUCGCCUACUUGGUACUGAAUAGAGAAGCCUUCCUGGAUGCUGUUGUGCAUUGAAUGGGUAAUUCUGAAGAGUGGAGAAAAAUUUUCUGGUAUCAUUUUGUAUGUUAACUUUCCUUUCCAGUUUUUGAUUGCCAUUGCUGCCUUUCAUUCUCAUGUCAACUUAUUCACGUUUCGUGGUGUUUAUCCAAUAAUACAUGGUAUUUGUCCAUAUUCUCUGUACAUCCAGAACUAUGGCAGUGAGAGACGGGAAGAAGUAAAAGACAUUCUCCUGUUGGCAUUUUGAUUUCA
This is a messenger RNA of Linum tenue, 2432 nucleotides long. The record is from the annotation of a GenBank genome assembly. NCBI's taxonomy places the organism in Eukaryota, Viridiplantae, Streptophyta, Magnoliopsida, Malpighiales, Linaceae.